Messenger RNA from Colletotrichum acutatum, 1596 nucleotides. Its product is annotated as palmitoyltransferase PFA3. NCBI's taxonomy places the organism in Eukaryota, Fungi, Ascomycota, Sordariomycetes, Glomerellales, Glomerellaceae. The transcript is spliced from 2 exons. Gene Ontology annotation, molecular function: palmitoyltransferase activity. The record is from RefSeq and is a predicted model, not a curated record. The coding region runs from base 1 to 1596 and encodes 531 amino acids.
AUGUCUCGUCGCUGGGCGCGAAAGCUUGAACGCUGCUGCUGCACUUUCGCGACCUACAUACCUCUGCUCUUCGUCUAUGGCUUGACCACUUGGGCCGUCUGGGUAGAUGUCACCAUCGGGUCCCUGCCUUCUAAAGCUUCGUGGCUCGGAUCCGCAUCUUCCGCAGGCGCCCUCCUCCUCUACGGCCUGCUCAACUGGUCCUACACGACCGCCGUCUUCACGAGCCCCGGAAGCACGACAAACGAUAAUGGCUACAGCACGCUACCGACCGAGGCGCCCCCGGCCGCCACCUCCUUCACCGUAAAGUCCAACGGCGAGCUCCGGUUCUGCAAGAAGUGCCAGGCGAGGAAACCGGACCGCGCCCACCACUGCUCGACCUGCCGCCGCUGCGUCCUGAAAAUGGAUCACCACUGCCCGUGGCUGGCGACCUGCAUCGGCCUGAAGAACCACAAGGCCUUUUUGCUCUUCCUCAUCUACACGACGCUCUUCUGCUUCUACAGCUUCUUCGUUUCCGGCAGCUGGGUGUACAUGGAGGUCAUCAACAACACGACGUACGUCGAGACGUUGAUGCCCAUCAACUACGUGAUCCUCAGCGUCAUCGCCGGCAUCAUCGGCAUCGUAGUGGGCGCCUUCACGGGGUGGCACAUCUUGCUCGCGAGCAGGGGCCAGACGACAAUCGAGUGCUUGGAGAAGACGCGGUACCUCUCGCCGCUGAAGAAGCAGAUGAAGCACCAGUUCGUCGCCCAGCACAACGGCGAGGGUAUCCAGCUGCCCGCCUACGGCCAACAACUCCUCGACAUCCACGCAAACGCCCUCCCGGGCAUCACGCGACCCGAAGAAGGCGAAGAAUACCGCGGCGGCGGCGGCGGCGGCGGCGGCGGCUCCUCGAGGCCGAUGGGCGCCACGCAUCAGUCGUACGAAGAGAUGGAGCGCGAGCGCGCAAAGAAGCGCUACGAAGAGUACCUCGACGAGCAGGACUCUGAGAAGCUCCCCAACGCAUUCGACCUUGGCGCGAAGCGGAACCUGCUGCACCUCUUUGGCCCCAAACCUUUACUGUGGUUCGUCCCCGUCUGCAACACCACCGGCGACGGCUGGGCCUGGGAAGCCAGCCCCAACUGGCUGGCCGCCCGCGAGCGUCUCGCGAGAGAACGCCAGGAACAGCGCGCGCGCGAGAUCAACGCCGGCUGGGGCACCGACGAACCCCCGACGUUCAUGCGCGAGGCGCCGCCUACCAAGCCCGACGGCGCGGGCCGACACUACCUCACAUCGCCCCCUCCCCCUCCCUCCAACGGUGGAUCACGUAAGACACCAUCCAAGGCCGACCGGGUCCUGGGCCGCGACCCGAACCUGUACGCCGACGGGUUCCAGGAGUCGAUGCCCAUGCGGAAGCUCAGCCCGCGCGGGCGGGCGCUCGAGGACGAGCUGGACGACAGCGACCUCGACAUGGAGGAUCCGGCAGCGGCGGAGCACCGCGCGCUUAACCUGGUGACCAACGGCGGGUGGGGACGGAGCGGGGCCAGCGGGCUGUUGAGGAAGCAUAGCCCGUCUUCGCCGUCGUUUAGGGACCAGCCUGAGAACGACGAUGAUGUUGAUUGA